Messenger RNA from Chelmon rostratus (copperband butterflyfish), 2025 nucleotides. RefSeq names its product LIM zinc-binding domain-containing Nebulette-like. The coding region runs from base 72 to 1235 and encodes 387 amino acids. The transcript is spliced from 9 exons. Gene Ontology annotation, cellular component: focal adhesion. Gene Ontology annotation, molecular function: actin filament binding. The record is from RefSeq and is a predicted model, not a curated record. NCBI's taxonomy places the organism in Eukaryota, Metazoa, Chordata, Actinopteri, Chaetodontiformes, Chaetodontidae.
UACAUUUGCAGCCUCGAUGGAUCUUUAUAAAAAGGACUUACUGUAAAUCCAUUACACACAAACUUGUCGCGAUGGAGCCCAGGUCCCGGCGCAGCAUCAGGCAGCGUUCAGACCGGACGCUGAGCCGCUGGGUGCAGGAGCGGAGCCGCGGUCACUCUCACACGUUUCUGCUGGUCCGCUGGUUGAAAGGGGGGCAGCGGGGACCUCUGGGACUCUCGAUCCGGACAACAUUAACUAUCUCUCUGUAUAACAAGUGGACUGAAGCUGCCGGAGAGCAGGAGGAGGUUUGGAGGAUGAACCCCCAGUGCGCCCGCUGUGGGAAGAUCGUCUACCCGACGGAGAAAGUCAGCUGCCUGGACAAGAACUGGCAUAAAGGAUGUUUCCACUGCGAAGUUUGUAAGAUGACCCUGAACAUGAAGAACUACAAAGGUUACGACAAGAAACCCUACUGCAACGCACAUUAUCCCAAGACGUCGUUCACCAUCGUGGCCGACACACCAGAGAACCUGAGACUGAGACAGCAGAGCGAGCUGCAGAGCCAGGUGAAGUAUAAGAAGGAUUUUGAAGAGAGCAAAGGUCGAGGGUUCAGCAUCGUGUCCGACACUCCGGAGAUGCAAAGACUCAGAAGGACUCAGGAGCAGAUCAGUAUUGCCAAGUACCACGAGGACUUCGAGCGGGCGCGCGGCCGAGGCUGUACGCCAGGAUUGGAUGAUCCCAGCAUGGAGCGCUACCAGAGAGCCAAUCAGAUGAUGGGAGAGGCGGGCUACAGCAAAGGGAUCCACCCCCAGGCGAUGGAGAUGGACAGACGACCAGGAGGCAUCAUCGUAGACCUGAAGGUGUGGAGGACAGACCCCGGCUCUAUCUUUGACUUUGACCCUCUGGAGGACAACAUCCAGUCCAAGAGCCUCCGCAGGAUGUCUGCUCCAGUCCUUCCUGGAGCGUAUCAUCAGGGCGUCCAGAUGCAGCAGCAGCAGCAGCAGCAGUAUCACGGCUACAUGCACCAGACCAGCAUGUCGUCUGUCCGAUCCGUCACCUCCCCGCCACACUCAGCCAGCAUGCGGGUUUACCGGGCGCUGUAUGACUACGCGGCUCAGGACCACGACGAGGUCUCGUUCAGGGACGGCGAUGUCAUCAUCAACGCUCAGCCCAUCGACGAGGGCUGGAUGUACGGCACCGUGCAGCGGACCGGCAAGUCAGGCAUGCUGCCGGCGAAUUACGUGGAGUGUUGCAACUAAAGGAGGGAGGAGGGAGGCCGAGAGAGGACGUCAGGCAGUGAGACGUAAAGAAUAAAAUCCACCCUCGCUCUUAUAAAACCAGCCGCUGUGAUGUUCUUUGCAUUUCAGGGAUCGUUUUUAGUGUUUCUUCUUCCUCUGAAAAACAAAGUGGCAUCACAUCCAGAUGUUUCCAGGUGUUCUAGUGGAUUUAAAAAGCAGAAAACGGUUCAGCCUUUGAUCAGCAUUCAGGAAGCGAAGGAAAUACCCAACUAAUAGUUGCUGGAAUACAGUGAACAUCACAGACCGCUGACACCAGCUGACAGAAUAUCUGAGGGUGGAGAUCUUACGUUGAGGAGGAAAGACGGAGAGAAAAGGUAGAAAUCUAGCAUGCUGUCGAUAAGUUCCGUCAAAUUUUACGACUCGGGGAGGAAAUAAGAGAGGAGGGAUGCAUGAAGGAAGAAGGUGUGGCAGAGCAGAAACAUCUAAUUUUUUUAAUGACCUGCAAGAAACUAUACGAGACUUUAGGUUCAGAUUAUUUCAGCAAUUCAUGCAGAAUAUGAAUAAAAUCAGUAAUAAAACUAAAAGCAAUUCAGUCUGAUUAUCAGUUUCUCAUUCUGGUGAUUUUCUGUGUUUUUCUUAUUGUCGACAAAACCAGCAGUGAAUGAAUCUGCUCACAGUUCUGUGAGAAUCACAGUCUGAUGGAUCCUCUGAGCCACACUGCUGCUGACAUGUUCCUUCAUUACCAUGAACACACACCCUGCAGUUUAUUCUGACUCACACACACACACCGUCCGGCUGCCACAAACACUCA